CAAGUAUUUUUGCAGCCAAAUUCGCACAGCCUUGCCAGAGCUGCAGCUUUUACAAGUCUCCCCCUUCCUCUGUAGAUAUGUCCUAGUGUGUCCAUAAUUAGCUCCUUUUCUCUUCAUCCACACCACUCAGAGGGCUGAAGUUAUUCAGUUAGGCGAAGGGCUGAGCAAGCAUGGAAGUUGAAGGCGUUGCCCCUAAUAUGAUGGCUGGUGAAGGUGUCCCAAGCAUAAUCCCGAAUAAAAGCGGCGAUGAUUUUCCCCAGAUAACCCCGGCUAUAACCCCCAAUAAGAGCGGUGAUGUUUUUCCCCAGAUAACCCCAGCUAUAAUCCCAACUGUAGUGCCAACUUCAAUAGUUCGUGAAGUUCUUACCGAAGGCAACUAUGCAUAUUGGGGAACUUGUGUAAAACGGUAUUUGGUGGGUCAAGGUCUCUGGGAAGUUUGCAGGAUGAGCUGCAAGAUUCCUGAUAAAGAACAAGAUCCAGUGGCAUAUUCAGAGUGGAAAAAGAAGAAUUCCGUGGCUUUACAUGCCAUUCAAAUUUCUUGCAGUCGAGAGAUACUUUCUCAGAUCAGGGAAAUCAAGUUUGCGAACCACGCGUGGGACUUUUUGAAGCGAAACGCCAACCCAACCCUCUAUUUCGACGAAGUCGAUCGCUUAGAUGAACAGUCACCUCCUGCGGCAGCCUCAACUGGGAACGCUGACUUCUCUCAGUAUGAGAAGUUUGAGCAGGCAUUGGACCGUGGUAGCUGGAGCGAUAUCGAAUCCUUCCUUAAUUCAAAUCCGGAUGCAGUGAGAGCAAGGAUUUCGCCAACAGGCCUGACCCCGCUUCAUGUCGCAGCUCUUGCUGGACAUGUAAAGGUUGUGGAGAAGUUGGUGGACAAACUGAAUCCAGAAGACUUAGAAGAAAAAGAGGAUCUGCUAGGGUGCACACCACUUGCUUUAGCUGCAUCAGAUGGAAUCACUGAAAUAGCGCAGUCCAUGAUUAGAAAGAACAGGACAUUGGCCAACAUUUCAGAUGGCGAUAAAAUCCUCCCAGUUGUGCUUGCUUGUAACCGAGGCAAAAGAGAAAUGACAUGUUUUCUCUACUUUCACACUGGACAAGAGGAGCUAGCUCCAGCAAAUGGCAAAAAUGGUGCAACGCUUCUUAGUUAUUGUAUUGCUUCCAAAUUCUUAGAUAUUGCUUUGGAUAUCCUCGAGAAGUACCCAAGUUUGGCUGUGACUUUGGAUAUGGAUAGUCUUAUCCCCCUCUAUGUAUUGGGUCAAACGCCUUCUUUGUUCAAGAGUGGAAGUCAGCUUUGGUUUUGGCAGCAUUGGAUAUACUUAUGCGUAACUAUAAACAUAGAUCGCGCCUCGGAUUGGGUUCGAGUAAACGUCGUUGACGACAACACACAUUCACGAGAUGUCAGGAAUAAUACUGAAACAGUGCUACAUCAAUUAAUGCAUGGGUUGGUUUCAUAUCCACUAAAACUUCUUGGAAUCAAAAGCAUACGUGCUCAAAAGUUGAGGCAUGCUCAAGCCGUCAAACUGCUACAAGGCAUUUGUACUGAAUUACGAAAUAUAAAACCUGACAGGGUCCUUGGGUAUCGAGUGCACCAAGCAGUCAUCCAGGCUGUCAAGAAAGGGAAUGUUGAAUUUGUCACUAGGAUGAUUAAAUCUAUUCCUGAGUUAGUGUGGAACGGUGAUAUAAAUGAUAGAAACAUAUUUUCCAUUGCAAUUUUGAACCGUCAAGAAAAGAUUUUCAACCUUUUACAUGGUCUUACUAAUGUAAAGAAGAUGAAAGUGACAUCUGCUGAUGAUAGGUUUGGCAACAACAUGCUACAUUUGGCUGCGAUGUUAGCCCCAUCGGAUCAACUUGAUGGUAUCUCAGGUGCUGCUCUACAGAUGCAAAGAGAACUACAAUGGUUUAAGGAGGUGGAAAGUAUUGUGCCGCCAAUAUGCAAGGACGUUCUAAACUCAGAUGGAAAAAAGCCCAGUGAGGUGUUCUCUCAGCAACAUGCAAACUUGGUAAAAGAAGGGGAGAAAUGGAUGAAGGAGAUAGCAACAUCUAGUUCAUUUGUAGCUGCUCUCAUUGUUACCAUUAUGUUUGCUGCAGCCUUUACUAUUCCCGGGGGUAACAAUGACAAAGGCGCUCCCAUAUUCUUGGACGAUCCCUUGUUCAUGGUUUUUAUAAUAUCGGAUUCAAUCUCACUCUUUUCUGCUACUACUUCAGUGUUGAUGUUCCUGGGAAUCCUGACAUCACAAUAUGCAGAAAACAAAUUCCUCACGCGGUUGCCCACAAAGCUGAUAAUUGGCCUUUCGACCCUUUUCAUCUGUAUUGCAGCCAUGAUGAUAGCCUUCUGUGCUGCCCUUGCUAUUUUACUAAAGAAAAGUUCAACCAAAGUGGUUAUGAUCCCGAUUAUUUUACUUGCCUGUGUUCCGGUGACCCUAUUUGCAUUAUUGCAAUUUCCCCUUCUUGUUAAUAUUUUCAUUUCCACAUAUGGGCCAGGCAUCUUCGAUAGGAAUAUACAACGUUGGUACUAGGUAUGGCCUUUCAAUAUGUUAUUACCUAAUGCAUGUCCUUUAUUAGCCUGUUCAGUAAUAUAUUUUAUUUUAAGGUGCAUGUAAAAAUCACACAAGUUUUAUUCUAUAUUACCUCAAUUCUAUGCAUUGCCCUUAUAUGUAUCUUUUGUAA
Vitis vinifera (wine grape) is the source of this 2667-nucleotide messenger RNA. RefSeq lists its product as uncharacterized. NCBI's taxonomy places the organism in Eukaryota, Viridiplantae, Streptophyta, Magnoliopsida, Vitales, Vitaceae. The transcript is spliced from 8 exons. Gene Ontology annotation, molecular function: protein binding. The coding region runs from base 171 to 2516 and encodes 781 amino acids. The record is from RefSeq and is a predicted model, not a curated record.